Molecule: messenger RNA, 1389 nt
Organism: Dendronephthya gigantea
Lineage: Eukaryota; Metazoa; Cnidaria; Anthozoa; Malacalcyonacea; Nephtheidae
Product: phosphoethanolamine N-methyltransferase 1-like
Exons: 2
Coding region: 210-1001 (263 amino acids)
Source: RefSeq, a predicted model, not a curated record
UCGUAAUCACUGCCAAAGCUCCCUAACGUUGGUCAUGCAUCGCUAGGAACACGAAGAUCUCCAAUGAAUACGAAUUGUGAGCUUGAAUUGAUGUUGUGGCAGACGAAACAUGAUAUAGCAACGCACCAGGGAACAAUUUCGCAGUUGUUGAUCAAUAUACUUGGCAUUUCUACUACAACAAAGAGACGUUUAUAUGUUUACAUGCUUACAUGGCGAUGACUUUAGACUCAAGCCAGUCGGCGGUACUGGCGCAGGAAUACGCUCAACUUAACGAGUUUCAAAUAAGAUUGGGUGAGGACUUUUUUUCAAGUUUAAAUACAAAACGUGGCGAUUCUCUGAAGGUGUUAGACAUGGGCUGUGGAACGGGUGAACUAACCGCAUGUAUUGCAGACAUGCUUGGUGCUAAUAGCGAGAUUGUUGGAGUGGAUCCUUUAUUGGAUAGAAUAAAUAUUGCCAUGAAUAAAAAUCAGCGAGGAAAUCUCAGGUUUAUACAUGGCCAAAGCUCCAGCCAAUUUCCUCAUCAUAACAAAGCGUAUUAUGACAUACACUUCAGUAAUUUAGUCUUCCAGUGGUUGCAUCCAAAGGAUAAAGAAAUUUUCAUCGAUACAGCGUUCAGAGUUCUCAAGCCUGGAGGAAGAAUCGCAAUUAGGAGCCUCGAGGAAAAACCCGAAAUUCUAUCAACUGCGCUUGAGGACUUUCUCGUUGAACGAAUCGAAAAGCUGCCUGUCCCAGAAUAUUAUGUGAAAAAAUCAGAAGUCGAAGUUAUGUUGAAACAGGCUGGUUUCGUCGUAGUUUCCAGCCACUACAAAUCGGCAAAUUACAAAUUUGAAAAUAUGGCUCAUUUUCUUGCCUGGAUUCGUGCAACAUAUUAUAUUUUCGAAAGUGAAUUGCAAGAAAGUAAAGUUGACGGAUUCUUGCGAAGGUUUGGCAAUCAAGAUGGAACGGUGACGAUUAACGAGCCCGCUAUGUAUCAAAUCAUCGCUUUGAAAGCUGAACCUUAAGUUUUUCGAAAAAAGUAAUAGACGAAGACCAAAGGAAUAUUCUUCGAGAUUUUUUAAGUAAACUCCAUUUGUAGCUUAUAUUUUGUAUUCAGUCUCUAUCUAUAUGCAUUUAUUGAGAUUUUUAGGGGGAGAUAAUGUGAUAGCAGGGUUCAUAGGAUAAUUAUACUGAAUUGCCGUUUUAUCCUCUGAAAAUGUGUGACCCUCCAAGACAUACAUUAUGCCCAAUAUGUCACUCUUGGCUUUUUGAAACGUCAGAAUUAAUUAAAACCUGGCCGGCUAAAAUUUCAGCCCGGGCUGAGUUUGUAAAAGCUGGUGGUGUAGACCUAUUUCGAUUCUUCAAGCGCCUUAAAGUCCCGAAUAACAAUAACCUGACCUCUAAAUGAAAUAA